AAGAGAAAAAUCUCGUCGCUCACCUUCAUCGCGCAAGAAAAAUCUCCUUCUCUCAUCUCUAUUGAUUAUCAUCGCUCAUCGCCAUAUCGCGCAAGAAAAAUCUCCUUCUCUCAUCUCUAUUGAUUAUCAUCACUCAUCGCCAUCAUCAUCGUUCAAAAAAAAAGAAGAAGAAGAAGAAGGAAGAAGAAGCCUUCUCUUGCGACCACCGGCAGACAAACCCUGCCACUGCGAGCAUCCCGUUUACCCUCUUCCGCCAUGGACCUGCUCUCGCGAAGUUCCGGCAAUCGCCCCUGCUGCUCAUGUAAACCAGCAAGAUGACCCACAGGCACCUCCGCUAGCCACUCGUCGCUGCCCUCAACCUACCGGCGAUCAUCACCCUCUGCUACUCGAUCUCAGAAUUCCAGCGCAGCACCUUCACGAAGCCCGAGGCCCCGUCACGCACUGUCGCGAGUCGAGUCGUGGUACAUCUUGGUGCUACCAGGGUGCGCCAAAUAGGGUGCACUGUGAGCCUCGGUCAAGAUCUCCUUCCUCAGGGCCUCGACAUUCGGCACAACGAGCCUUCCCUUAUACUCCAAGGCACCAUCCGCGCCUCGGUAAAACCCCUCUACGCCCUCGGCAACAACCUUCGCCCUCAAGGAACGGACGAACUCAUCAACAGACUGACCUCUCCGAACCCGAUCUCGGAGCAUGGGCCACACUCUCAUCGACCGAACACCUCCUACUACAGGCAUC
This is a messenger RNA of Striga hermonthica, 732 nucleotides long. NCBI's taxonomy places the organism in Eukaryota, Viridiplantae, Streptophyta, Magnoliopsida, Lamiales, Orobanchaceae. The record is from the annotation of a GenBank genome assembly.